Trichoplusia ni (cabbage looper) is the source of this 1481-nucleotide messenger RNA. RefSeq names its product antichymotrypsin-2-like. Lineage: Eukaryota; Metazoa; Arthropoda; Insecta; Lepidoptera; Noctuidae. The transcript is spliced from 8 exons. Gene Ontology annotation, molecular function: serine-type endopeptidase inhibitor activity. Bases 151 to 1170 code for a protein of 339 amino acids. The record is from RefSeq and is a predicted model, not a curated record.
GUAUCCGCAUCUCCAGAAGAAAUUUGCUCAUCUAAUGCCUUACAAGCAUUCAUAUUGGGAAGUUUAGGAUUCACUCCAAAAUUACUAGAAGGCCUGUUAAAAUUAGACGGUGAUAACGACGUUUUUGUAGGAGGAGCUUCUAUCCUUUUUAUGAUGGCUCAACUGGCAUUGUAUACAACAAAUGCACCGAAACAACAAAUAUUAAAGGCAUUGAGAUUCGAAAAUACUGACCAGAUCCGAUGCUUCUUUCCAAAAUUUGCUGUUGACCUGAAGAUGGUAGCAAAUCGAGUGGACCUAAACCUUGACUAUUUUUGCAAAAUUUACGCUGAUGACAAAUGCAUGCUCACUGAUCAAUUUAAAAACGAAAUUGAAGAACUUUUUACAGUAAGGCCGGAAAAUUUGAACUUCAGUGCUCCUGGUUCAGCAGAGAAAAUCAAUACAGAGGUGUUACAGUAUACCAAUAAUAGUAUCUUUAACUUCGUCAAGCCAGAAGUGCUGUCAGCGUUGGACAGUUUGAUGAUGGCGGAUGCUCUUAGUUUCAAGGGUGAAUGGCUGAAACCAUUUAACAGUAAAGAUACGGACCUAAAAUAUUUCUUCGGACCAAAGAAAAUAGUGAAGAGGCUCAUCAUGCAUCAAAGAGGUCAAUUUUUGUUUUAUGAUAGCAUAAAACUCGGUGCUCUGAUUGUGAAAUUGCCAUACAAAGCUGAUCCGGACUUUACAUUGGCCCUACUGCUACCAAGAACAAUUCACGGUGUUCCAGAAUUGGUAAAGAAAUUAAAAAAUGCUGAAGUCGUGCUAGAAGCGAUUAAUGCUUUAAAACUUCAAGAAGUGGACUUGUAUUUACCAAAAUUCAAUGUAACAGUGGCUAAUCUGCUAAAGGUUCCUUCAAUUCAUGCCAAUGUUAGUCUUAUAUUCAACAAUGCGACUGCUGGGUUAGAGAACGUUGCAUCGUGUGACAAGCCGUACGUCAGCGAAAUUCUUCAAAAGGUUACGUACCAAGUAGACGAAUCUGGUGUAGGUGAUAAAGUAGUCGAUUUCCCCAUGCCAGACCAACAGACAACAUCUCGAUCGAUUGGCCACACCGUACAUGUGUUCAAGGCAGAUCGACCGUUCGUUUUUUAUCUGUCCUAUCAGAAAAUACUCUUGGCUUCGGGAGCUAUAGUCCGCUAGUUCCAGCAAGUUUUCAGCAUUGCCCCCUUAGAUAAGUGUUUUUUUUGACUUGAGUAUACGCAGUCCUUUCCAUUAAAAUCCCCCAUAGUGAAUUCACUAGUUUAAAAGGGUUAUUUAUGAAAGACAGAUGAAUCUCCUUAUGAAACUUAAUUAUUAUACGCAUGAAUAAAAACCAUCCAUAUCGGAACAAUAUGCUUUCAAACAUUCUGUGUUGUGAAAAGAUUUCUAGUCAGCAAAGCGAAGAUCAGAUGAGGGAAGUGUAGACAGAAAGUUUUUCAUUAUUCCUAAUAAAUAUUUCAAUUUUAACUAAA